AUGUCAGGUAAAAAUACCAGUUUCGAACUGGAAAACUACGAAGAAACGAAGGAAUGGAUCAAUUUUAUAAUUGAAAAGGCAGGAAAGGCAGUGGCACCUCUGAACCUCACUCAGCUUUGCGAAACGUUUAGGAAAGAAACGAAAUCUGAACAAUCGCUCAACUUCUUUUAUAAUAAAUGCUAUAGAUUUCGUUCGAAAAUUCAUCAAUUGAAAGAUGUGGAUACAGAUACCAAAGUCAGAAUGAUUUUCUCACUGAAUGCUUCGAUUGACGCAGAUUUUUAUAAUGAAUUGAAGAAAGAUGCAGAAGUUGUACUUGAUGAUGGCCGAAGAAUUGUAAAAUACAGAAAAAAUGGAGGAGGAUUGAGUCUUUUACGAAAAAUACCAAUGCAAGAACGCGAAACCGAAAGAAAAGACGAAAAAAUCCUGAGUUUUCUGGCAGAGAAAUCAAACGUCGUUAACACGACUAUCUCUUCUAUUUCGUUCUUGAAAGACUUCAAAGAGAAAACUAAAAGCCCGCUCGCGUUGAGUUCACUGGAAACAAGAUAUCGAUGCAGCAAGAAUAAAAUCUAUUGGUCUCCACAUUACGAUCAAGCAACAAAGCUGAAAAUGAUGUUUAUCUCUGGGGCGAAAGUGCCGGAAUGUUUUCUAAAGCAGCUCCGAGAAGACGGUGUUAUGGUAGAAAUCGACGAAAUGAAUAGAAUUACAAAUUUCAAACUAAAUGAAGAGUUAGGAAGAGAUCAAAAUGUGUCUUCCAGUACAAACGAUUAUCGAGCACAAGAUGUUGGUAACGUAAACUCCACAUUGGGGUCCACAGUAGGAAAUGACGAAGGCAGUGACGAAGAAAUGAUAGAUGAUAAUGGAAGAAAUGCCAUCUUGGAAACGAAAGCUGGAAAAAUAUCGACGAACAAUGAAUAUGAUCGGGGAGCAGAAUUUGAUUACGAAGAUCUUAUACAAACAGAUGGCGAUCAAAAAUAUGUGAAGAGAGGGUUGCUACCGAAAAGUGAAAGAUUUUCAAAAAAGAGAUCUCUCAAUGCUGGUACGUCAUCAAAUCCUGAAAUGGAAGAUGAGACGGAUAUGACAAUAGAUUCUUCUCAUUCUGAAACUGUAUAUGCAAUAGACAAGAAGAAUAUGAUAAUAACGGAAGAACUUUAUAUUGUCAGUCCAGAUGGCGAAGAUCUUGUUGAAGAAACGACUGAAUCUACUGAUUCUGUAUCUCGGAAGAAACAACAGAACCCAACAUCAUCGAUAACUGUUCAUCCAAUCAUUAAGAGUGAUUAUCGAGUUCCCUUCAAUCAGAAACCGUCGAAAGAAUUGUCCAACUCUGCCUCUUCUUCUUCUUCAGAAGUCGUUAAGAUGCUCAUUCAACCAAAACUCUCUAUGAAGACUGAACGAUUGGAUAAGAUUAACGACAAUUUUCUACAAGGACCAAGAACAGAGAAGAAGUGUGAAAAAGGGUUUCAGAAUACUGUGAGAGCAGGGAAAUUGACGAAAUCUAGUAAUAUCCGUCUGGAUGAUCGACAAGUCUCUACGUCAUCUUUCGUCAAUUCACGCAAAAAAUCAAUUUGUGUUGAAUCAGAGUCUAUUGGAAAUCCUACGAAAACUCACAAUCAGAUUCCGACAGAACCACCACUGAAAGUAUGUAAAGUAGAAACAACAAGUUGUGAUUUAGAAGUCAUCGCAAUUGUGAAUGCGGGACAUGAUGGAAUAGAAGGAUCUGUUGAGAGUUUGGAAGGAUUUUUGAAGCUUCUCCGUGCUCAUGUAUCCAUGUUGAAUUCUAGGAGUCUCGACGAUUUCGAAAUAAAAAUUGACUACUUGACCACGACGCUCGGAGAUAAGCCUAUUUCGAUCGACAAUAUUCGUGUUUCUCUCGAGACAUGUUUCCUCUCAUUAGCUCAAAAAGGAGCAUUGAAAUCACCACCAGGAGAAGAAACGAAAAGUCUCCGGAACUUGAUGGUUUCUCUGAAAACAAUCACUUGUUACUUCCGACAUUCUUCACUCAAUUCUUUCAAAGAAAAGUUGGAAAACUUUAUCAAUGGUCUCUUCGUUAAGGACAAGAGAAUAACAAUCGAUGAGGUCCGUUCGGCGUUGGAGAGAGCUCUCGAUUUUGUCACUCUAUAA
Caenorhabditis remanei is the source of this 2118-nucleotide messenger RNA. RefSeq lists its product as uncharacterized. The record is from RefSeq and is a predicted model, not a curated record. The transcript has 10 exons. Lineage: Eukaryota; Metazoa; Nematoda; Chromadorea; Rhabditida; Rhabditidae. The coding region runs from base 1 to 2118 and encodes 705 amino acids.